CUCGACCCCUCAACAACUCUUUGGCAGACUAUCUGUCUCUUGUUCAUUUUUGUCAGUGUCAUCGGUCGGGAGAUUCUCGCAAUCUCCUCUCGGUCCACCUUCAAGAUGGCCGCCGCCGCAGACAUUGAGCAGAUGAACAAGCUCCGCAAGAGCCUGGGUCUACCAUUGUUGAACCGAUGACGACUCCGACCAAGACUCCGACCGCGAAGUAGCCUCCACCCUCGAAACUCGCGAGGCCGCUGGCUUCGCCAAUUGGAAACAAAUUCAAGAUGAUGAGAAAAAAAGAGUGCAACGAGAGAAACGGAAAAAGGAAUUACAAAAGGCCCGCGAUGCUGAUGCCAGAGCCAGGAAACUCGAAGGAAAAGGUCUCGGCGAUGUCGAUGAGGGAGGUGAUCUCGACGCCAAAGCCUGGCUGAAAGGACAAAAGAAGCGUCAACUUAAGAUCGAACGUGAACGUGCGGAGCGGCUAGCCAGAGAAUUGGCCGAGCGGGAGGCCGAGGCUGCAAUUGAAUAUACCUCCAAAGACCUCGCCGGAGUGCAGGUAGCUCACGAGAUUGAUGAUUUUGACGGUCUCGAUUCCGAGCAGAUCCUUACACUACGAGAUCAAGAAAUCGGAAAGGACGAUGACAGCGAGCAGGAGGAUAUACUCGAGAACGCUGAAAUCAAUGCACAAGAUGCCCUCAAAGAAAAACUCGACCUCAAAAAGCGCAAGGUGUAUGAUGUAAAUGACGACUCGGAAAAGGGUUUGCUUUCUCAAUACGACGAUAAGAAGCGCAAGGCGUUUACUCUUGAUGGCAAAGGUGCCACUAUUGAAGAGCGAGAAGCUAAACGUCAACAAGUUGGUGAGAAGUUAAAGACCUCAAUUAGUCUCGACUUUCUCAAACCCGAGUCUGUUUCCGAUUACAUGGAGGUUAAGAUCAAGAAGCCUAAGAAGGAGAAGAAGAAAUCCAAGCGGCAAAAGGAGAUUGAUGAGGAUGACAUUUACCCGGCUCAAGAUCAAGCCAAUGGUGAUGCCAUGGAAGUCGACACCCAACCCGCCAUCGCACGCUCCAAAUCACGUUCAUAUCAAGACAACUUCAACGACGACGAUGACCUGGCCAGUGCUUUGGCGAGUAGUCGGCGAGCAGUGUUGAAGAAGCAAAAACGAAAACCGGAAGACAUCAUCAAGCAGUUAAAGCAGGAGGAGGCGGACGAGGCGAGUGUACAAGACGAGGCCAAUGGUGGACUGGUCUUCGAUGAUACUACAGUAUUCUUGGACAAUCUUUCCUCUCGGCCUCGAGAGGAGCCGGUGGAACAACCAGUGCAAAAAUCAAUCGAGCAGCCAGAAGCGGCCAGCCCGCCAACUCCCGUCAAGGAGGAAGAAGAUCAUCCUAUGGGCGAGGCUUACAACGGAGUGGAGAAUGAAGAGGAGCUUCUCGAGCGUCUGCGCCGUGAACAGUCGACCAACACUCCAGACAUAUCACAUUCAGGUCUGGAUGACGAAAAGACGAUGGACCAAGGUGUUGGAGCAGCUCUAGGACUGCUUCGACAACGUGGUUUGAUCAAGGAGAGCGACGCUGGCGAUAAGAACAGUCUGUAUAAGGAUCGACAGAAAUUCAUCAUCGAGGCACGACUGCGCGAGCAUGAAGCGGAGCAACGGGCUCGAGCACAGCGUGAACGGGAUCGACAAUCUGGCAAGCUCAACAAUAUGUCGGUCAAGGAGCGAGAGGAACACGCUCGAUGGCAAAACACACAACGCGAGCACCAGAGCUCAAUCCAAGCGGCAGCAGCGUUCAAUCGCGAAUACAAGCCGGACGUGACGUUGAAAUACAUUGAUGACGAUGGAAGAUCGAUGAACGCUAAAGAGGCUUUCAAACAUCUCAGCCACCAGUUCCAUGGCAAAGGCAGUGGUAAGCAGAAGACGGAGAAACAUCUCAAGAAGGUUGCAGAGGAGAAGAAGAGAGAGGCAUCCAGUGUAUUGGAUAGUAGCAAGGCUACAGGGAUGAGCAAUGCACAAGGUGCAAUGGGUAAGAGGCAUAAGGAAGCUGGUGUUCGAUUGGCCUGAGCUGUGUAUGAAGAUGCAUUGAUUGGUACGGUGCUAGUAUUAGGGACCUUCGUACCUCAAUAGGUACCCCACGUACGUAUCUGUAUGUACUAUAUGCAAGAC
Exophiala mesophila is the source of this 2146-nucleotide messenger RNA. RefSeq lists its product as uncharacterized. The record is from RefSeq and is a predicted model, not a curated record. Lineage: Eukaryota; Fungi; Ascomycota; Eurotiomycetes; Chaetothyriales; Herpotrichiellaceae. Bases 905 to 2044 code for a protein of 379 amino acids. Gene Ontology annotation, biological process: maturation of 5S rRNA; mRNA cis splicing, via spliceosome. The transcript has 2 exons. Gene Ontology annotation, cellular component: U4/U6 x U5 tri-snRNP complex.